GAAGUUGCUGGGUUCUGAGUGGAACAAAUCUAAACGGCUCCUUAUCUGUUGCGCCAGCUGGCUCCUCUCUAUUUGUCCUGUCCUUUCAAAAGCUCUGGUCAGUCCACUGUCACAUUGAUGAAUUGUGCAGCUCAUCAAAUCCCUUUGAGAUCCUUGCAUGCGAUAUUGCUCGACUGGACAACCAGCCUGACCAAUUCUCACCCAUUUUCCUUCCGUGUGGCCGAUAAAAGUGUGAGCGAGGCUUUGACACGGUUACUGACAGCUACAAGGGCUGUGCUCUUCGUUGGCGCUUCGAGCGGACCUUGGACCCCGAAACACAAGCUUCCUUGUGACUCGCCAGUUUGACCAAUAUUUGUGAUUUGGCUUUUGAACUGUCGAGCUCAAUCUCAGACAAUUGCUUGGCACGGUGCCCUGCCCAAGGUCCCGUUAUUCCAGUCUGAACACGCCCCUCCCGUGGCCUCGUGGCCAUGCGUUGGUGUUGAAUAAAUACUUCCAUUGUUGUCGUUAUCACUCACCAGAGGACGAAAAGGACCAUAUCUUUUGCGAACAACAACUUUGCGUUUCUUCUGCCUGGACGGCAGUUCUGUGUUAUUGAAACAAUAUUGGAAGCCGAUAUGGACAGCAAACCCCUGCGGCAUCUGGAUGAAGACACACGAGCAUUACACGACAGCAACAAAACCCUUUCAGCGCGCUGCAAGGCACGACACGACCCGUUGUCCGCGGUAGCGUACUCCAAACGGCUCGUUCUUUCAACAAACUUCGAUUCGAGGAGCCACUUGGCCAUCAAAGACGUGAUUCGUUCUUCACCUGAGCUCUAGGGCUCUAACGAAUUCGCAAGCGUCACCCUUGAUCGACGAACCAAUCCUGAGCUUCGUGUUUACGUUACUGAAACUGCUCGUUACUGUGCACACAGUUCGCUGGGGACAAGACGGACACGCGGUCAUCCCCGGACUGGUCUUCCUUGCUUUGCUUUGCUUCACUUCUGGCACUCCGGUUUCGCGGUGCGGAUCUCAUAUCCGGCACUGGCUGGGCCUGGAAUCGAAGCUUGUUGAGCCUAGGCAGGGUUACACAGCUUGAUCCGAGAAAAAGGGUCUUUUUAGGGAGGAAACAUCAUUAAAGUCAGGGCAAUUAAGAUCAGGGGACUGAUCGACAAACGAGGGAGGGCAUCAAUUGGAGAAAAAGAAAGAAAGAAAGAAAGAAAGAAAAAAGUGAGACCUGUUACAAAGCAAUUCAGGGCCCAGCAGACCAAAAAAAGAAGUUCGGGAAACUUUUCAAAUCUGUCCGCAAAAAGCUGAGGCGUGGAAGUUGACUGCCGCUGCAUCAAGGCCCACAGGGCAGUUUUGAAGAGGUGAGGACCUUCUGGCUCCUGCCAAAACCUCUACAGGGCCACCGAGGAGACCCACUCCGCUCCGCUGUUGCCAGAUUGAUUGCAGCGUCUGCCCGCCUGCCACUGUCCAAUUCCCACUGUCCACUCCUGCCAGCACACCAAACCCCCUGGCUCUUAGCCCCGAAGGCAGGAUCAAAGGUACCGACCCCAAGUCUCACCCUGUCGUGUCGCACUUGCCCUGUCUUGGAUCCCGGAAUUCGGACUGGGGGGGGUGGCCACUGCAGACAGGAUGAUGACUCCACGCUCUUUCAUGCUGGCGCAGCGUGAGAGGGAGAGCCACCAUCAGCGCCCUCCUUCCCCUUGUACUACCGGUGCUAGUCAUCAUAAUACUUUAUCUAUUCCUACUCCCUCUUUAUCUCCUGCCUUCACUCCCAUUCCCACACGUUUAUUCUCCUCCUCACCCUCACCUUUAUCUUCUUCUGUUCUCUUAGAUACUUCGUCUCCUCAUCACCAAAUAUCAACACCGAUCAACAGUGUACAUUAUCCGUAUCAGCCAUCACCAACAUACAACACCAAGUUGGCGACCCCAACAACAGCGACCUCGAAGUCGACCACAUUCUCACUUCCGCGCUGGUCGCCAAAGUAUGACGAUAGCAACAAGCACACUACAGUCACCAUAUCUUCAGCUCAGCCGGACUCCAAUGCAACAAUGGUUAAACGCAAGGAUUGGCGGGAGACUUCAAGUCUUGCCCCUUCGAGCCCACCAAAAACAACAGUUAGUUUGACGAUGAGAUCAACGACACCAACAAGUCCUGUCAAGAUUCCUACUACCAACAACCGAUAUGGCGCUCAUCCUCAAAAGCGUCAUUCAUCACAGAGGAAACGAAGCAGUGACUCGCGAUCUUCGGAUAAACUUUCACCGUCUCUCGUUGCACUCUUGGCCGUUACAGAUAUUCCUCGACAUAAGCAGCUUCAGAGGCGCCGCCGCCGUUCCGAGAAGACCCUGACAGUGCAGGAGGUUAUUGACUGUCAGCAUGCUUCGGAAAAGGAACUGAGCUGGACAUUCGGUAGCCCUCUGGAUAUGCUUCUCUCCCCACCUCAGGAAGUUGCCGACGAUGAUGAUAGUGUGAGCGAUUGCAACAUUGGCUCCAGUAUGUCAACAAGAACUUAUUCCAUCGAUUCCAUCCCAUCUCUGGACGAGUCAUUCUCUAGCGAGUGCCUCUCAUCUCUCGGAAGCCCAAGGACACCUAGCCCAUGCUCUCGCAGGACUAACUUGACUCCUAUGCGAAAGUCGCUGGAGCCUGUUAUCUCUCCACCUGGUUCCGUUGACGAACACCCACUGGCCGGAGAUGAUCUUGACGUCGAUGAGCUGGACUUCAGCACUCUCAAUCAGCCUGAGGAGGCUCAGCCCAAGUCUCAGUUCCUGGAGCCUUUCAAGCCCUUGAGGUCUGUCUUCAAGUCAAAUCUUACCGCUUCACUCCGAGCCCUUCGAUCAGCGGCCCGAUCCUUCUCGGUUCUGAACCUUCCUUCUAUCCCACCGGAUGAUUACUUAACUCGAUCUAUUCUCACCAUCGACCCCAAUGUUCCCUAUGCUGAUGAGCGUCGGCCACCCGUUUCCGAGGAAAUGCCUUCCGCAGCAGUUCGCCGUUAUCUCAACCCUACCACCAACGCAAGAAUCGAACCGCCAACCAAGACCGUUUUUGCCGGAACUUUUGCUGCAUCGAUUCAGAUGCGAACUUACAAGAUCCAGCGCUCCCGAACAGCCCCGGGCUCUAACCGAAACUCUUAUCCAUCAACAUCACUCCAAUCGCAGCCUGCCCCUGUCCCUCAGCAGCCACAGCCGCAGGUCCCCACUCAAUCGGUCCCAGGCAUGCGACAGCGGGAAAUGCGGGAGAACUCCGACUUCAUCCGUAUCGCUGUCAUGGAAAUGGCGAUGCGCAAGCGUGGAAAGCUCGACGACCAGCGACCGGGCCGAGCUCGUUUCGCACUUCCUCCACGACAAACCUCAACGAAGCCUUACGAGAUGGGAGCAAACGGUGUUCCGGCUCGCUGGAUUCCUAUCACAGUCUAGGUUUCCAUUGCUGUGCCGUAACCAGAAUCGACACCACAAAUCAAAAGGCUUGAAUUUCUCGAUUUACGACAUGCAACACGUCAUGUACCUGGCCAUGGUUUCUUUGCAUUGCAACGAGACCGAUUCAGGCAGGACAAUCCACGGAAGUGCAGCCGACUUGGGACCCACUUCGUGGACUCAUUAUGGAGUCCCUGACGUUUAUCCAUGCCAUUGGAUGCGAUGAUGCAAAUUUUUUGCCCCCCCAUCUCAAUGGAAGGGUUUUAGAAGCAUGCCCACGAGCGAUGGUCCCGCCACCCGACGAUAGGCCCCGGAGAAAGUGCAACACGACUUUCGGCGGAACCAGAGCAAAACGAAUGACCUGGUUCUGACUCGGGAAAACCGGGUCGAAAUUAGCAACACUCAAGGGGAUUGGCCACCGAACACGAACCCGAAACAGUUUGGGCCUCGGCACUCAAGGUCAUUUCACCAUGAGGGCAUCGGCCAAACACACCCUCACAACCAAUCACAAUUUCCAUUAGACAUGGGAAUACUUCAUCAUUCUAGAAAGCGAGUGGCAUUUUCAGGAGUUUCCCGUUAUUACACGUUAUCUUAUUUACUUAUUCCCCUUUCUUAUCACCGCGAGGUGGAGAAAAAGCGCACAAUCACCGGAUUACCAGGAACUUAUUUGAUUCUUGUACAUUGACCAAAAUUUCUCAUAUUUCUUUUUUCAAACAGGCCCUUUCGGCAUUUGACCCCCGCCCAAGCGGGAUCGGAUGCAACUGAACAAAAUCCCGCUCAUGGCCGGGCUUAUGGAGAGCCUUGGGACGCGGUCGGAGAAGACUCGGACAGAGAGGGAGUCAUCGCAUUUGUUGAGAGGAGUUCGCAUUUAGGACCACAGGAACAGAGCAUUGAGUCCGGCGAAUUGGGAGAUCAUAUCUUUUUUUCUGAGCAGAACUGUCACCAGUACAUACAUAUCACAUUCACAAUGCAAUCGUCUUUUGAGGCGAGGAGAGGCAUAGGCGCAAGCGGCAUGGCAGGGCAAGGAAGACAUUGAGCGGUGUAUUUACUUGGAUAUCCAUUUGUUAACAUUUACAUAUUUUUAUCAAGAUAUUACUAGUAUUUUUCGUGUUCCACAACCCACUGCGAAUAUCCUCUUACAUUGGACCCUUCGGCUAUUUCUAGCCCGACUUUUUGGUAACCAUUCAAUUCGUGGACCUCAUUACCUUCGCCAAAAGCGGCAAAGCGACAUUUGGGCUGGGCAAUGCACGAAUGCCCAACCAACCACCUCAUCAAAAAGUAAUAUUGCACUGGACAGACUACCUACCUGCACGUUGGCGCUGUUGUCUCAGUCACCGAUUGUUGAGAUUGCGUGGUCAACAGUUACUGGAUCUCACGACAAGGCCUUGCUGGCAAUCUCGGCUAACAAGCUUAUUCCACUCCAUCAGUCUAUCUGCUCGGUUAUGGACCUUCUCUUUAUGCUUCUCAUCCGGGCAAAACUGGAGCGAUGAUGCCAGCAAUAGUGUGACAGGAGUUCCUCAGAUGUGGGACAAAGAACAAAAGAACUUCUAGAAGACCCUUUCCUUCUUGUUGUGGGGGUUAAAAGCCGCGACAUUGGAUUGAGUCAGACGCUAGUCAGGGGUUGGUAAAGGGCAGGGCUAUAAGCGCCUUAAUUGUCGAUGUUUUGACCACGGGAGAGAAAUCGACAACUCCCCGCUUGCGAUAAGGGAAAUAACGCCAAAAAGGCAAGAUUUUCAACAGGGUUCUCUUUGCUGCACUGUACUUUGUUGUGCAGUAGCUGGCUCCAUAAUGCCCUCAGGGCCCCAAGGGGCGUGUAGCGGAGACAAAUCUCCUAUGCCCAGGAGGGAAAAAUGUUCUAGACCGCUUAUUACAACAUGUUGUUUACUAUCUCGUGACUGCAGAGCAUAUGAAGCCAUUUAACCAGGCGGUGUAUUAAUUCCUAUUCUGUGGGGAGGCUUCUCUUUAUCAUUCGGAUAUGUCUACCGAGCUGACCGCGAUAGGGCAUGGCGAGCCCUGAUGACGAUGGGCAGGGUUAAUUCAUCCAAGACCACGAGAAACCGACAUGUCAACCUGCCUAUGUCGGACAUAUGUACUCAUCUACGAUUAUAGGGAGUAUCCUGGAUAUGAAAACGCGAGCAUGUGUUCUUUUGUAGGAUGCUCGGCAUGAUAGUCGGGGGACUAGCCACGACGAGAAGGAGGCAAGACUUUCUGUAACAAGGGCAAAAGGUCCUACGAUAGACACUCUCACAUAAGUGCCUAAAGAUACGAAAUACCCUGACUAUGAUUUCUUUACUAUGGAGGAGUUAUAGGCAGGUGAAUGAUAGUGAUAUUUGCAUGUGCGCAGCAUGUGAGUGCGAUUAAUAGCUUGACACUUGAUCCUGAUAUGACGGUACAUGGGAUUUGAUGUGGGCGCAGUACUAUGAGCAAGAAUCUUACGGAUGAUUCGUUCAUUCGAACGAGUAUGUUUAAUACAUGGUCAGGGCCAAGGUCGUGCCGAGGCGAUGAGAUGGAAGACGGUGAGCUGAAAGCUAGUAGCUACAAUAACAACUGCUAAUG
Molecule: messenger RNA, 5951 nt
Organism: Fusarium odoratissimum NRRL 54006
Lineage: Eukaryota; Fungi; Ascomycota; Sordariomycetes; Hypocreales; Nectriaceae
Exons: 2
Coding region: 1617-3398 (593 amino acids)
Source: RefSeq, a predicted model, not a curated record